This is a messenger RNA of Hemibagrus wyckioides, 3428 nucleotides long. It is a transcript of the gene mov10a, whose product is annotated as Mov10 RISC complex RNA helicase a. Bases 48 to 3077 code for a protein of 1009 amino acids. The transcript is spliced from 22 exons. The record is from RefSeq and is a predicted model, not a curated record. Lineage: Eukaryota; Metazoa; Chordata; Actinopteri; Siluriformes; Bagridae. Gene Ontology annotation, molecular function: RNA binding; 5'-3' RNA helicase activity; ATP hydrolysis activity.
AUGCAGCUGACUCGGAAUCGAAACAGAAGCACCUGGUUAGCGGAGCAAUGCCUUCACUCAGAGAAGUUUAUGAAGAUGGCUUGGAUUUCAUCGAGUUCUUGGGGGAAAGAAAAUCCAAAACGGACAAAAACGAGCUUCGAAACAUUUACAACUUAGAGUUCAAAAGGGAAGGAGGACCUAAUUUUUCUAGGUUGGUCUAUGCCUUGUGGUUUUUCAACCAAGCCAGUAAAAGGCAAGGAAAAGUUAUCUUACAUGCAAGACCUCAGGUACGUCUGUACUACUGUGACCAGUGGAAGUCCAGGGCACACUCAAAGCCUACUGAAAGUGCGAGACCUGAUAAUGAAGACAGCACAGUUCCAGACUUUAGGCAAGGUGUCCCACACCCAUCACCCAGCGUCAACCCCGUCCUCACGCCAAAGAGACGGCUGGCUCAGGAAAUCCUUCAAAAACUCAAAACAAACAGACCACAGCUUAUCUCUGACAAGAGAGGCAUCGAGAUUAUAUCUUCCCCUGGGAGCAGAAAUGGAAAAGUUGUGCUCAAUAUUGAUCUUCUAGAUACAGUGUAUGUGGUGAAGUUCCAAAUCGUAAAUAAGGGGCAGAAGUGCAUUUACUUUACCUUCUACACAGCGCUGCACAGGAUAUGCUGCUUCACUUUAGACUGUGAGAGGAGAGUGAGCAGGGUUUCCCCUCUGCUCCUUUGUCCAGGUGAGAGCUGUGCAGUUGAGGUGAAGUACCAAGCUCGCCACUAUGGCUACUUCCCAGCCACUAUGUACUUUGAGUUCUGUCGCGAGUCCGAGUCCUCAGACCCUCCCAAACCUUUCUGCAUUGUGCGGGAAAUCGAGGCAGUGGUUCACACUCAGGUGGGCACUGACCUGGGCCCAACGAGUCCAUAUAGAGCCAAAAAGAAAGGGCAGAAACGCCCUAAGGACAGAGUGGUGGAGGAGGGUGUGCCUCCUGAGAGCCGCGUGACACAUGCUUUGAAACAGAAUGUGAAACUAUCAGACUACAGGUAUUCAGCUUACCUGAAGAACUUGGUCCAGCACUGGGGCAAUGAUACUGAGAAACUUUCCCCUACAGCCAGGCAGCAGCUUCUCAGAGUGAGAGGUGUGUUGGAGUCACCCCUGUCUAUAAAGCAGUACGCCGAACGUUUUCAUCUUGUUCUACACCUAGAGGAGAUUCAAAUGGAAGAGGAUAUAACGAAAUAUGAUAUGUAUGGCCAGACCAUGAAACAGGACAAAACUCACAAAAACCUGCUUGUACUGCAUGUACCUGGAGUGGCAGAGAACAGGCCAUCUGUGCUAAGAGGAGAUAGCUUGAAUGUGUAUUUGUCUGAAAAUAAGACACAACCUAUCACCAUGUAUAAAGGCUAUGUUCAUCGUGUAGAGCUGGAAAGUGUAAAGCUGGGCUUUUCUAAAAACCUUGUACAGAAGUUCAUUGCCAAUAUGAAGUUCAAUGUGGAGUUCAGCUUCAAUCGUUUCCCAAUUAAACUCCAACAUCGAGCUGUGCAGCUGGCUGAUAAACACAAGCUGGGAGACGUGCUGUUUCCCACUCACAAUGGAGUCAAGCAGGCAGAAUUGCCAAAGCUAAGGAUGUACAACCGAGAUCUGGAGACCAACCCUGAGCAGAAGGCGGCUGUGCAGCACAUAUUGUCUGGCCAGUAUAAACCAGCCCCCUACCUGGUCUUUGGCCCACCUGGCACAGGAAAAACUGUUACUCUGGUGGAGGCCAUAAAACAGGUGAAUAAAUCUGGUGCUGGUGUCCAUGUUCUGGCCUGCGCUCCUUCUAAUAGUGCAUGCGAUUUGCUGUGUGAGAGGUUGCUGGGAUUCGUGGAUGGCCAUCGUCUGUUUCGUCUCUAUGCCACCAGCAGAGACCCCCGUGCUGUUCCUCCGAAACUACUGAAACACAGUAACUGGGUUGAAAGACAGGACGCAUUCGUUUUGCCUUCUGAAGACAGUCUGAUGGACUACACUGUCAUUGUGGUCACGCUCAUCACUGCUGGAAGGCUUGUGUCUGGGGGCAUCCCAAUGGGUCACUUCACACACAUCUUCAUAGAUGAGGCAGGACAAGCUGUGGAACCUGAAUGUGUUGUCGGAAUUGCAGGUCUUCUUCAUCCCGAAAAGGGCCAACUGGUUUUGGCUGGAGACCCUAAGCAGCUUGGCCCUAUCCUUAGAUCUCCACUGGCACAACAACACGGACUGGGGCUUUCACUGUUGGAGAGACUGAUGACCCAAAACUCCCUCUAUCAGAAGAUCCAAGAUGACCACCAGGGUUAUAACAAUCACUUUGUCACCAAGUUACUACGUAACUAUAGGUCUCAUCCUGCCAUUCUAAAAAUCCCUAAUGAACUUUUCUAUGAAAAUGAGCUGCAAGUAUUUGCAAAUCAGAUGGAGCGAGAGGCCUUUUGCCAGUGGGAGCACCUUCCGAAACAGGGUUUCCCAGUGAUAUUCCAUGGGGUGAUGGGAAAGGAUGAGAGAGAAGCAAACAGUCCAUCCUUUUUCAAUGUGAGUGAAAUAGAGGUCCUCAUCAGUUACCUCAAAAAGCUCCAGACAAGUCAGGGGAAGAAGGGUCUGCCCAAACUCAGUGCCAAUGAUAUUGGCAUCAUUGCUCCCUACAGGAAGCAAGUGGAGAAAAUGCAGAAAGCUCUCAAAACAGUAAGAGAACUACAUCAGUGGAAAGACAUUAAGGUGGGCUCAGUGGAGGAGUUCCAGGGGCAGGAGAAAAUGGUGAUCAUGGUGUCUGCUGUCAGAAGCAGCAACAGCUAUGUUAAGAUGGACCAAGACUUUAACAUUGGAUUCCUCACAAAUGAGAAGAGGUUUAAUGUAGCCAUGACCAGAGCCAAAGCCUUGCUGAUUGUGGUAGGAAACCCUGUCAUCCUGAGCAAGAAUCCCACUUGGCAGAGGUUUCUUCAGUACUGUGAGCAAGAGCAGGGCUACACUGGAUUUGACUACAGGGAUUUUGAGGGGGAGGAUGAUGUCGUGACUCGGCUGGCAUCUUUAAAAAUCCACACCUCCGCUGAUGAUAUAGAAGAGAGUGCAGUGCAACAGCAUGUGCAUCCAGAGUGGAGGAGUGAACAGUAAAAAUUUCUACAGAUCAACAGUCAGCCAUGUGGUCAAUGAGAAACUGAACGCCGGCCGUUGCAGCACCUUCCACAACUGCCGUGACAAUAAAUUGAGGAGAGAAACUUUCAAUUGUUUUAUAACAGUACUACUGGAAACAUUUCUUCAUGCUUUUAUGUGAAAUACUUUCACAUUAUUUUCCUAUUAGAUUACACCUUUCCUAUUUCAACUAAGAUACCAUGAAUUUAAAAUAGUCACAGAUCACGUUCCAAGUUUAAACAGUAAAUUGAACAAGCACUUAGUAAAAUCAUUUCUAUGCUUCUUGCUUCCUGAACAAUAUCUUUAUAUGGCUCUAGCCUGUUAACUGUUCUU